Molecule: messenger RNA, 660 nt
Organism: Galleria mellonella (greater wax moth)
Lineage: Eukaryota; Metazoa; Arthropoda; Insecta; Lepidoptera; Pyralidae
Exons: 2
Coding region: 47-592 (181 amino acids)
Source: RefSeq, a predicted model, not a curated record
UGUUACCACAGAUCACGUAUUUGGUUUGGUGAUAUUGUAAUCGAAUAUGGCAUUCAAAGUUUUGUUCUUAGCAGCGUUAAUUUUGAAGGCAAUAACGGCACAGCGAAUCGUGGCAAACAAUUAUCAACCUUCAGUACCCAUCACAGAUGUUAUAAGAUCACAGCAAAUUCCAAUAUUAUCCGCAGCCGAAAGUGAUGUACUGUGUAAAAACUUCGCAUCCGCUAUCCAAAGCGUUAUCUUGGACAACUUCGCGCAAAACUGUUACAAAAAACCGGUUUUCAACAAAAUAGCACAGCCGCUAGUUAAUGACAUAGCUACUACCAUAUGCACAUGUCCAGUCUGCUCUGCCGUUAAUAUAACCCCAAAUUCUUAUUCCAAAAACUACAUAUCACCAAACGCAGUUUCUGGGAUUAUCAAUAACGCAAACGGUUUAGCUAACACCGUUUCUAACACUGUUAUAACGAGAUCCUUAGCUGCUAAACCCAACGUUGUGAAUGCUAAUUCUAUUAAUUAUGGUGAUUUAAUAUCACUAUUGUCUGGAUUAACUAGAAUGAAUGGACAAUGCGGUUGCAAUAACCAGGUCGUUAUAUAAUUUGUUUUGUAUUAUAGUUUAUUUAUAAUUAAACAUAAGUUAUUUAUUGAAAUAAAAAUAAUUUAACA